AUGGCCCUCCCAACUGCCCCGGCCGUCCCCAUGGAUUUGGGCGACGACUUCAAGUUCGGUCCUACUGUGCUUGACCCUGACCAGCCAGAGGACAAUGAGAACCUGAUCCAGCUCAAUGGCUUCUCCAGCGUUCAAACCACCGGCGGCGACAUCGCCAUGUCGCAGCUCGGUGUUCUAGCAAAAUUCACCGGAACAUACAGCGGCUUCGGCUUCAACACCAUAUUCAGGCCCAAUGGCACCACUACUCCAACCAAUCUUCCUAAUCUUCCCCCAUCGGAAGAUCCAGAUGACAACAUCCUUCAGCUCAACCUUACUAGCGAGUCUAUGGCCUUUAGUAAAGGGCUCACAGAUGUUCCCAACCGCGGUCUGGAUACCCAGGCUGAUCUUUUUCUGAACGGUGUACCGUACACUCAGACGAUCGCCGACAUCACAGAGAUCGUGGCCCCUGGCAAGCAGCAGCCUGUCAUUCACUUCGAGCCUGGCCUCUGGAUGCACGUUCCGGCCAGCCAGCAGAUGCCUGUCCUAGCAGCCUCUCUCUCUCGUAUGGCUUCUAUUCCUCACGGCACAUCCAUCAACGUGCAGUCUUUCCAGCCGACUGUCACUUCAAAGGGUGCACCCAACAUUCCUUCGGUUGACAUCACCCCCCUUGUCGCUGGCAGCACGCAGAAGGCACCCUUUAGAAGCCAGAAUGCGACCGAUGUCAGGACCCAUCGCCUUCCUCAAGAUCUUACGACCUUUAUCAAGGCCGGGACUAUCACACAACCCAUCUUGACUGAUCCAAACACUGUGCUUCGAAACGCCAACAAUGGCAAGAACAUUAUUGAAAACACUACCUUUUCAGUGUCCUCUAGCCCCGCAAACCCUGACCUGGGCGGCGGAACAAGCAACAUCGGCUUCCUUGUCGGUGCUGACGGAGGUUUUAAGACCGCUUCGGUACAAGGCCGAAGCGGUAACGCGAAUGCCAUCAAGGUCACUGCCCAGUACUGGCUCUCCAAGAUCCGAACCAAGGUUGACCUCCCAGCUGUUGAUGUCAGUGUUGACAAGAAACACACCGUGUCUCCUGCUUCUCACGGUCCUAGAGACGCUGUACCAAAGUUCCUCGUCGACAUUAACAUUCCAGCUGCCAAGACAGUGACUGUUGAGUACACCCAGAUCCAGUAUUCGCAGACCGUAUUCCUGGACUUCAAUGGCCUUAGCUGGCCCCACGUUACCGUUGGAACAUUAGCUCCAACGUCCCGCCACAAGCUAUCGCAGGUUCUUGUGGCGAACUAG
Fusarium sp. VM40 is the source of this 1272-nucleotide messenger RNA. Lineage: Eukaryota; Fungi; Ascomycota; Sordariomycetes; Hypocreales; Nectriaceae. The record is from the annotation of a GenBank genome assembly.